CGUGCGCAGUUGAUAUGUCUUGCUCAAUGUUUUUGUUUUAGCCGUACACAGUGUAUGGAUUAGAUCUUGCUGUCUGUCGUUGUAAAGUGAAGACAAGAUGGAGACGGCGUGUCUAGCAGUUUGUGUUUUAUCUCUUCUGUUUGCCUCAGUAACCUGCACAGAGCCGUCGCCAAGGCAACUGAAUACGGAAAACAUUGUGAUUAACGUGACAGCAGGGACACUGGCGGACACACAGCUGCAGGACUCCAACAGCUUGCAGAUCAAUCUAAACAUCUCGGUGGGUGAAGAGCAGGUGCUGGUUAAUGACAUCCCCGUAGAGCUGUCAGGGGUCACCAGGUUCAACUGCCAAGCUCUUCUCUUAGACAGCAUUAAUGGAAGCAGUGAGUUUGAAUCUGGGUACUUGGUGUCCACUGUCACCCGGGUGAUGGUGAGCCAGAACCGGCUGUACAGCGACUCGGAGGAGGUGGUGGCUCUGCAGGUGUUCAGUGAAGUGAUAGAGAUGGAGGGCAAAGAGGUCCAGCAGCCUGACAUGUGUGAGGUGAAAAUACUGAUGAGCCCAGAUUUCCAGAAGCUGGCUCAAUUCACCAACAUCUACCCCAUCGGACACAGUGAGAUCUUCAGGCUUCCCAGGGAGAACGACGUGGUUGUCACAGAUCCACCAAAUCCUAGAAAAGAUGAGGAACAGCUGAUCUCCCAGACCACCAGCCAGUACCCUCUGAAACACACAGAGACCACGCAGGAGGAGAUUGCAGCCCCGGGAAAGCUCCCAGAGACCCCCCUGCGGAUGGACCCCGACCUGCUGUACGAUGUCAGAUACGGUGAUGAAUUUGACGUCAAAGAGCCGAGCCAGCCGGAUCAGAUUCAGAUGGAAACUCCGCCCAAAGAAUUCAUAUCAUCUUACUCUGCCAUGUGUCAGUGGGUGGAGGAAGUGAGGGAGCGUCUGAGGCGCUUCAGCUCCGAGUCGCUGCCUCUGUUCUUCCUGGUUAUGUGGGUGGUGGUGAUCGGCGUUGUCGGGUCAGCGGUCAUCGUCAAGAUCUUGGACAUGUUCUUCCCAACUUGUGAACACAAGCAAAUUUUUCACCUAAACCCUGUCACGCUCAUGCCGGAGGAUGAGAAGCACACUCUGCUGGAGAACAUAGACAUAGAGGUAGAAGAAGAAGAAGAAGAAGAAGAAGAAGAAGAAGAAGAAGAAGAAGAAGAAGAGGAGAAGAAGCCUUAAAUGAGGAUUGACUUGGCCCUCUCCUUAUUUCCAGUUUGUUCUUAUUUGUUCUUAGACCUUGGUUACUGCGUUACAUUUUUUACAUGGCCUGGUUUUGUCGCAAGCUUCUCUUAAAUUUUCACUUUAAGCACAAAAGCCAUCAAACUCAAUUUGUUCUAGUCCUCCUCAAAUGUAUGGACAUGAUGAAAAACUAAAAGUAAAUAAGUGGUUGAUGUUGUGAGGUGAUGGUAAGCCAACAGUGUGUUCACCUGCACAGGAAGUCAAACUCUUUGCUCCAGUUAUUGGUCAGAUCGAUUGGAUAUGGAAAGCCACUUUUAUCAAGUCACAAAUGACUGUACUUGUUGCUUAACAAGUUACUUACUAGAAAUGACCUACCCUUCCCAAAAACAAGCCGUAGCUACAUGGAUCAUUCUUCCAAAUGUGUCGACAUUUUCACACAUCAAAGUGCUCAUAACGAACAGGCUGAGAGGACAGCGAGGACACGCAGAAUCACGUAGUGCAGGUUUAACAGAUGAAUACGAACAAACUGAACUUUUUAGGAGCUGCAUCCAUUGAUUCAGUCUUUAGUCACUGAGAAGACUUUCUAUAUGUAGCAGAUCUGUACAGGUCACACGUUCCUCUCGCAGUGUAUUCGCUUAAAAUGAUACCCACUGCUGGAUGUAAAGAAAACAGAUGCACUAUAAGAGUUUAUUCAAUAUAUUCUGUCAAACCAGGCAGGCGAUGUCUCCUGUGGUCAUCCUUUAAGUGAAUAGCUCAUAUGAAUAUUGAAUCUAAAAGGAAAUGCCGAUCACUGUCUGGAAAAUGUUAUUACAAGUCUUGUGUCUGCACAUUGAGUGGAACCCCCCAGGCGUGCUUUCAUAUGAUUGUCUUUCUUCGCAGUGCCUCUGUGACUAUCAGUAAGGGAGGGAUUCUGAUUAAUUUCGUGUGCGCUUUACUGUUCAUAAUAAUGGAGAAUGUAGGUGUUUGUUCAGAUUGUACUCCAAAUGUACUAGACAAACUACUGAUGUAAAGUAUGUGUGCAAGACAUGACCACACAUUCAAUGUGUACAUGACUGAAGGAAACAAUCUGCACUUGGGUUUGGGUUUGACUUGACCUUGCAUGGAUGCUUUUGCUUUUUUUGUUGUAAAUCUCAUGGUUUAUGGGCAAGAAUGACUUUGACUUUGAUGAUAAACCUUCUGGGUAUCACUCCCAAUGUUUCACUGGGCUGUGUGUGAGGGACCAAGCAGGUGGGCAAAAGGUCGGUUAGUGGGCAAAAAAGUGGGUUUAAGUAAUCCAAAACUCUGCAAGUGUUUGAACAAGGUUGUUGUGUUAUUUAUAUUUUAAACACUAGUUAAUCUUCCUCAGAGCAGCUGAGGUCUUGAUUUUGUCUCCCCGGGGUUCAGUUAAUCUGCAGUAUGCAUGAUGUACGGUGCAAAAGGUGCAUGUUAAGUCUAGCUAGUGAAUGCAGUGUGCUGUUAUAUCAGCAAGUUAUACAGUAAACCUAGGAAGCUGCAUGACUACUCGAACAGCUUGACCUGUUUUGGGUUCAACCUCAAAUUCCAAAGUGAUCAACUCAGCAAAGUGCUGUAGAUGACACUACAUUAGCCUGCAAGGCAAACACUGUCAGGCAUGAAUUCAGAUAUGUUCCUGAAGAAUAAAACUAAGAUAUUUUCAUUUGCUCCAUGUUGAGACUUUGUGUGUGCAUACAUUGUGUAUAAUUACAGCUGGACUGUGUAUUUGGGUCUAAAAUCCUGCUGAUUAAAUGGUUCCCUUAUGACCAUCAA
Molecule: messenger RNA, 2983 nt
Organism: Cottoperca gobio
Lineage: Eukaryota; Metazoa; Chordata; Actinopteri; Perciformes; Bovichtidae
Gene: ginm1
Product: glycoprotein integral membrane 1
Exons: 8
Coding region: 98-1219 (373 amino acids)
Source: RefSeq, a predicted model, not a curated record